Molecule: messenger RNA, 1034 nt
Organism: Tachysurus vachellii
Lineage: Eukaryota; Metazoa; Chordata; Actinopteri; Siluriformes; Bagridae
Product: cytochrome b5 domain-containing protein 1
Exons: 4
Coding region: 175-822 (215 amino acids)
Source: RefSeq, a predicted model, not a curated record
CGCGCGCGCGCAUUCGUGCGUGUGUUCCCCCGUGUGGUUGCCAUAGCAACCACCUUGCGUACAUAUUUGCUACACCGAAACAACAAUCAAGGUGGUUUUAACUAACAGCUAAUUCAACACGUUCUAUUAUUCAUUUUGUGCUUCGGUUAAUGUUGCUUCAUCAAUCUUAUUACAAUGCCGCGUUCGAAGUAUUUUACACCAAACGAAGUUUCCGUGCACAACACAAUAGGAGACCUGUGGGUAUCGUAUCUGGGUAAAGUUUACAACUUGACGCCUUUGCUUCAGGAUUACAAAGGAGAUCUACUUUUAAAACCGAUUAUAGAAAGUGCAGGCAAGGACAUCAGCCACUGGUUUAACCCCAAAACGAAAGAUAUUAUUACCCAUGUUGAUCCCUUAACCGGCUGUGUGAAGUAUUACACCCCCAGGGGGCGCUUUGUGCAUGUGCCCCCCACGUGCCCAAGCACUGAGUGGGCCAAUGAUUUUGGGAAGCCUUGGUGGAAAGACAUGCGCUAUGAAGUUGGCAUUCUAACAGCCAAGGCACGCUGGAUCCGCAUUAUCAACACACUCACUGCCCAGGAACAGAGGCUGGAGGUAUGUUCUGAGGAAACAAUGAAUGAGAUUUUACACCGUUACCUGCACUACAACUCCCAUGCAGCAAGCUACACCUGGAAGCAUAAUGGUGUCAAUCUGGACAUGAGUAAAACUUUGAGUGAAAACGGGAUUCUGGACGAAGAUGAGGAGCUGGACCAUUGUCGGAUGGAUCGUGACCUCUACACUCCAUCCAUAUGUCUGUACUUCAAUGAUGACCUUACUGAACUUUGACCAAAAGAGCAGACUAUUAUCAUAUACAACUUAUAAAUGCUGAUAUUGAAACAAAACAAAAUAUAUUCAUUCUAAAUUGUAAUUAUUAAUUGUUAAUACAGCAUUUCAUUGUACCAGGGGUGUUGAUGGAAUAUCACAGAAAUGUCACAUUCUUCUUAAAUUUCAUUGAGUUACCAUAUCACAUUCCGAUCGCUAUUUAUUCAAACACAGAU